AUGUACUCCUCCGCUAUCCGCGCCAGAAUGGCCACCUCUUUCGCUGCCCGCCGUGGCUUCUCCACCACUCGCACCCAGCUCGGCAGCCCCUACCACUACGCUGAGGGUCCUCGCAGCAACAUCCCCUUCAACCCUCUGACCAAGCACUUCUUCUGGCGCUACUGGGCCUUCAUGAUUACCGGAUUCGGUACUCCCUUCGCCAUUGCUGUCUGGCAAACCUACAAGACCAAAUAG
Molecule: messenger RNA, 234 nt
Organism: Penicillium bovifimosum
Lineage: Eukaryota; Fungi; Ascomycota; Eurotiomycetes; Eurotiales; Aspergillaceae
Product: cytochrome c oxidase VIIc family protein
Exons: 3
Coding region: 1-234 (77 amino acids)
Biological process (GO): mitochondrial electron transport, cytochrome c to oxygen
Source: RefSeq, a predicted model, not a curated record